This is a messenger RNA of Anopheles aquasalis, 2444 nucleotides long. RefSeq names its product sodium-independent sulfate anion transporter-like. Gene Ontology annotation, biological process: transmembrane transport. Gene Ontology annotation, cellular component: membrane. NCBI's taxonomy places the organism in Eukaryota, Metazoa, Arthropoda, Insecta, Diptera, Culicidae. The record is from RefSeq and is a predicted model, not a curated record.
CCGAAGCAGUGAAAGUGUAGAACCUAAAAUCGAAAGCCGCCACGCGCCUUAAAGAUAAGAAACGAAGAUUACUGAAGCGACAGAGACUGUGGUGUUAGUUUCGUUGCGAAUGUAUGUGAGGACCGCGUGAUAUCAAACAUUGCUCCAGACGUUCCAGACGCGCGAACGCGCAUUUGGCGCAUGGAGAUCGCAAAUAUUUGCUGAGAUUAAGUGCUCCCACCAAGGAGUCGGGUGAUGAUAGGGAGGUUGGAAAUAUCCCGCGAAACAUAUCUAAUUAUAGCACGACCCCGUCUGUUCCGAUUUGUGGGAGAACCUACAGCAGAACCACCACCAUGCGACCAUCAAAUGGAAUCGACUACCUUCAAUCCGAAGAACAAGCUAAUGACUGAAGAUUUUACAAUCCUCAUCCAACGAUAACCACGUCGAUGCGCGUACUUUGCUGCCCCCGGUUCAUUGCUCUGGCGGCGCUAACAAGUGACGAAGGUGAUAUUCUAAGCAUCAGCACCAGCAUUCAAGAUAGAUGGAUAGUAUGGAAGCAGAUUGUGAGUCCGCCCGACGGCGUGACAGCUGGGACCACCGGGAGGACUUUCCGCCCGUCGGAAGUCUGUUAGCCCGCUACUUCAAAGGUCUAUGGACAAAGGAUACGCUCUACCGUCGUUUGCCGGUGUUGCAAUGGGCUCCAUCGUAUGGAGCGAAAAGUUUACUCUCGGACUUUAUCGCAGGCGUAACGGUGGGACUCACAUCCAUCCCGCAAAGUAUCGCUUAUGCAACGGUGGCUAACUUGGAACCUCAGUACGGGCUUUACUCGAACUUUAUGGGCUCGUUCGUGUAUGCCUUCCUGGGAACGGUCAAAGAAAUCACGGUCGCUCCAACAGCUGUAAUGGCACUGAUGGUGCAACAACCGGUACACGAUCUCGGUGCCGCCGGAGCCAUAUUGUCGUCGUUCUUAUCCGGAUGCAUCAUGCUCCUGUUGGGGUGUCUCAACUUUGGCUUUCUUGUCCAGUUCAUCUCGAUACCCGUUAUCACGGGCUUCAUCACAGCCGCCGCGAUCACAAUCAUUAGCAGUCAGUUGAAAUCAUUGAUGGGCAUUUCGUCAUCGGGAAAAUCGUCCGAAUUCGUAGACACGUGGGUUAAUCUCUAUGAAAACAUAGGAGAAACACGACUGUGGGAUUCGAUGCUCGGGUUUAGCUCGCUGGCGAUUCUCAUUUUUCUCACGAUCAUCAAAGGGCGUGGAACGGGCAGAUGGAAAACCAUAACCAAAUACGUGUGUUUGCUGCGCAAUGCAAUGAUCGUGCUCAGUGGUGGGCUGCUGGCAUAUAUCUUCAGCACGCAAGAGAAGUAUCCGUUCCGGCUUACCGGGAAAGUAGCGUCAGGAUUGCCUUCCAUUGAGUUGCCACCCUUUUCUACGAACCAUGAAGGAAAGGAGUACGAUUUCAUUGACAUGAUACGCACUCUCGGUACAUCCGUUAUAUCUAUUCCGCUUAUCUCCAUCCUCGAAAUCGUUUCCAUCGGCAAAGCGUUCUCUCGUGGCAAGCUGGUGGAUGCAACGCAGGAAAUGCUUUCGCUAGGAUGCUGCAAUGUUGCCGGUUCCUUCGUAUCAUCCAUUCCGACAACUGCAUCCUUUGCCCGAUCGGCCAUCAACAGCAGCAGUGGAGUGGUCACACCGUUCGGAGGAGUAUUCACGGGUGUGCUGGUGCUGCUCGCACUCGGACUACUGACGGAUUACUUUUUCUACAUUCCCAAAUCCACGCUGGCCGCCGUAAUCAUUGCGGCCAUGAUCUUUAUCAUCGAGUAUCGGGCGGUGGCAGAAAUGUGGCGCACGAAGCGGCUCGAUAUGGUGCCCUUCGUGGUGACUGUGGUGGCGUGUCUGUUCUUGGGACUGGAGAUCGGCAUAGUGAUCGGAAUAGCGGUUAAUCUGUGUUUUCCCUUAUAUCUAGCGUCGCGGCCCAGAAUCACUCACCAACUGAUGAAUAUCAACGAAACGGCAGUGCUAGUGGUGCGACCGGAUAGUGAUUUGGCAUUCUCUUCGGCGGAAUACUUCCGGGAAAAGAUUCUUAAACUGGCCACCCGGACCCUUCCCGAUGUUAUUCUCAUCGACGGAGAGUGGGUCAAGUUUGUGGACAGUACAGUCGUGCGGAAUCUGUCCAGCACUAUCAGCGAUUUGCGGCAACAGGGACGCCACGUGUUGCUGUGGCGAUGGGACAAAACCAUUCGCAACGCGUUGUAUCGUUUCAAGAAACACAAGUUUUUGCCGCUAUUCCGAAAUGACGAUUGUGUCGAGCAAGCCGUUACCAAUUGGAAGGGAAGUUUUGAGAAUGGUGCGUUUGAAAAUAAACUCUAGCAGUAAACCGAAACGACUAAUUAACUGCUAUCGAUUCUCUAGUGAUAAGUUUGUCAAUAUUCAAUGGAGAUGUGAAGGGAACAUCUAAUAAACUGUAAGUAAA